Botrytis deweyae is the source of this 1749-nucleotide messenger RNA. RefSeq lists its product as uncharacterized. The transcript is spliced from 3 exons. The record is from RefSeq and is a predicted model, not a curated record. NCBI's taxonomy places the organism in Eukaryota, Fungi, Ascomycota, Leotiomycetes, Helotiales, Sclerotiniaceae. Bases 158 to 1519 code for a protein of 453 amino acids.
CGAUUUACAACCCAGCUAUCUAGAAUCAGGAUAUCCUCAAAGAUUCUUUCUUGCAAGUUAUCGAAUAUCGACUGCUACUCAGAAAGAUUCACAAUUUUGUCGAGCAUCUUCAUCAAUUUGCCAUCGACAAACAUAGAUUGUCAGCCCGGGUUUCGGGAUGUCUGGGAUAGAGGCUUUCGCCGUUUUCCAGAUCGUUGAGAGCGUUAAGCAGAGCGUUGAGAUCGUUGACCGGCUCGCUAUCCAGCAUAGCAACAGCGACCUCAUUACUUCCUGCCGGAAAUUGCGCCAUGCCGUUAUGGUUGUUCGAAGUCGUGAUAGUUGGCCUUCGAAGAGAGAGGAAUAUCAUCACUCGCAUGACCACACACCCAUUUUUUAUGUGAAAGGGGGUGCGGCUAACUUUGUCAACACAAGAGAAAGAAUAAAACAAUAUGGCAGAAUCCGCAUUGCACUUGUUGAGGGUGAUGCUGAAAGAAACUGUAUUACCCUUAUGGGAAGCACUGCCUUUUUACCAAUCGCCCAUCCUGACGCAAGAACACAAAACUCUCUCCUUUGUCAGGCGUAUAAUUCAUGGUGUAAACCACGUCUUCAAAAUUCAGAGUUCCUUCAAUACCUUCAUGCUACAAGAAGCUGCACUAGCCUCAUAGGAAACACUGCCUUGCUUUCAACCGGAAAGCUCCCACCAUACUCUCAUACUGAAAAACCCUAUACAUCCCUAUGGAAAGCUGCCUUGCUACCAACCGAAGAGGUCCCACAUUACAUCCAAAUUGGAAAAACCUAUCCAUCUUCCACAUGGGAACUUUUCGAUAGGACCGAUGGCUUUCUAAUCGAUUUCAACGUCUGGAGAAAUGAACUCUGCGCAAACCAGGAAGGAGAGAAGGAUGAUUUGCAAAGUUCUGUCUAUGGGGCUAUUGCGACGAAGAAACAUUGGUUUGUAGACAACGAAGCCCGUUGGCAAGAUACGUCGACACAUGCAAAACCCAAUAUCGACCACCGGCAAAUUUUGUGUUCCUGCCGAAAUCCAGCAUUGCAGAGCAAUCAUCGAAGGAAUCGAAUAUGCAUCAAUCUUUGCGCAGUACCCGGACUGGUCGUUUCGUCGUACGUAUUGUCGAGAUACAUUGUACAGACCUCAUUAUCAACGAUGAAGGGGACGAUAUUGCAUCGCAAUCUCACAGGGUUCCCAGUUAUCGAUCAUCCAAGCUCCACAACUUUUGUGUUCGUGGUCCUCAUGUACGGCAUAUGCUCUAUGUCAAUGUACCGAGCGAAUUCACAUCACUUCUAUCAACAGCAUACGAUCUGUCUUUCCAUCAUCUGUGUUGUGAUAUUCCAACUUUUUCGAUAUCCGAGUCUGAAUGAAGCUUUGGGUAUGGCGGCGGCUGUAAUACCUGCUGGUGUCACAAUCGCACUGGUUGUAAGCGUGGUGUUACACUUCUGGUCUCCUAGCUACGAGGAGGUCUUAUUUCAGGAUUUGAUUCAGAAGGUCGAGAAGAUGGUCUAUAAAGGAGAGAUGGAUUUGCUCUAGGCGAGAUUUAUGAACGAGGGAGAAGCGCGUCUCAUUACUGUCUUUUUUGGUUAGGAUCGUGAGUAUUGAGUCUUGAGACUCUACGUUGAACAUUCCCAAAUUCUGGCAAUGUCUGUUUUGAUAGUCAGUUCGUGACUAGAAAGCAAUAUAUGUGGUAUUUGCAAAAACUUUGCAGACAGGAUUCUUGCAAAGAAUGCCAACUACUGCACCUUUUAGACUCGUUGUUUCCU